Messenger RNA from Ostreococcus tauri, 4173 nucleotides. Its product is annotated as Helicase, C-terminal. The coding region runs from base 1 to 4173 and encodes 1390 amino acids. Gene Ontology annotation, cellular component: nucleus. The transcript has a single exon. The record is from RefSeq and is a predicted model, not a curated record. NCBI's taxonomy places the organism in Eukaryota, Viridiplantae, Chlorophyta, Mamiellophyceae, Mamiellales, Bathycoccaceae. Gene Ontology annotation, molecular function: ATP binding; ATP-dependent chromatin remodeler activity.
AUGUCACCCACGUCGCGCACUCGAAACGCGCGAGCGGUGUACCGCGUCGAACAGCGCUCGCUCGAGAGCGCGUUCGCCGAGCUCGACGCCAACGUCAUCGCGGAGGUACUCGAACGACGACGCGGGAACGUCGACCUGGCGGCGCAGGAUUUGUUGGAAAUACGACCCUCGUCGACGGAGAAGCGACGGAGGAAGGCUGAGGCCCCGGCGACGGAGCGGGAGUACUGGGGCGACGUCUUGGCGGAGCGGAGAGCGGACGCGGAGCGGCCGGGGACGGAGAGCGAUGGGAGCGCGUCGAACGAUAACGCGGCGACGAGAAGCGAGGAACGAUCGAUCAGGAGUAGACACGAGUGGCCGAGCGAGCAGUGGGGGCGAGAGAGCGACGAUUCGACGCGGUUCGCGGACGUCGAACGCAUCUGCGGAUGGCGAAACGGUUCAGCCGGCGAGACGGAGCUACUAUUAAAGUGGCGAGGGACGUCGUAUGCAAACUGCACUUGGGCAAAGACGUCCGCGAUCGAGCGAGAUGUCGCCUCGGGGACGCAUGGGAAGAUGCGAGUGACGCGGUACUUCGAUAAGCACCCAAUAGAGCUCGGACCAAGGGUGGACGUGCGGCCAGAGUACUUGGUUGUUGAACGCGUCUUCUCAAAGUUUGAGGGCGUCGAUAAGACGUUGAUGUGCGUCAAGUGGCAGCGAUUAGGAUACGAUGAGACGACGUGGGAGGAACAGAGCGCGGUGCGAGACCUCUUCGAGGGCGGUAGCGCGGCGAUAGAGCGGUUCGAGCGUGUGCACUCUCGGGCAACGAGUGCUUUCGCGCGUCAAGCCAUCAUCGAACGUGAGACGGCAAACGAUGUCAACAACGCAUGGAGUUCGUACGAUGAUGACGCAGUGUGCGAAUCGUACGGCGAAUCCAGCGAACUCAGGUCGUACCAGAAGGAGGGGGUGAAGUGGAUGUCGUUCAACUUUCGCGCUGGUCGCGGGUGUAUUUUGGCGGACGAGAUGGGUCUGGGAAAGACCGCGCAGUCGCUCGCCCUUAUUCAUCACUGCUUGAAGGUUCGACCAGGUCUGCCUGCUCUUAUCGUCGUACCGCUGUCGACGGUCGUGAAUUGGGAACGCGAGGCGAAGCGCUGGGUGCCUGAUGCGUACUUGGUGACGCACAUCGGAAAGCAAGCUGGCCGAGAUUUUGCGCGAGAACACGACUGGUAUCACGCUCCAGUAGAAGGUGCCGAUGGGUCAUUGCGAAGUAUGAAAGCUGAUAUCGUCCUGACGACGUACGAAACUGUGACUGCCGAUCGACAAUCGUUCGCGAAAGUGAAGUGGUGCACGAUGGUAGUCGAUGAGGCGCACCGUCUCAAACGCAUCGGCGGUAAACUUGGGAACGAUUUGGGCACGCUUUCCGUCGAGCGCAUCUGCUUACUUACUGGCACUCCGCUCCAGAACAACACUGCCGAGCUUUGGUCGCUUCUUAACUUUGUGGAUUCGAAGCACUUCUCGGAUGCGGAGGAUUUUGAGGCGGCGUUUGGCGGCAUGGUCAAGGCGUCACAAGUCGAGCGUCUGCAGCAAGUUCUCGGCCCUUACUUGCUUCGACGAUUGAAGAGCGACGUGGAACAAAAGUUACCACCGCGGAGCGAGACCCUCGUCGAAUGUGAACUUGCGCCGCUUCAAAAGAAGUGUUACAGAGCGUUGUUUGAGCGUAACUUUUCUUUCCUUCGUCAAGGUUGCGAAUCCAAGGAGAACUUUGCAAACUUCGCAAACAUCAUGAUGGAAGUCAGAAAAUGCUGUCAGCACCCUUUCUUACUCGAUGGAGUCGAAGCCGCUGUCGCGCCAGAGGGCGCGAGCACUAACAUCUUGGUAUCGAGCUCCGGUAAGCUACAGCUUCUGGACAAGUUGCUUCCGCACCUCAGGGAAGGCGGACAUCGGGCUCUUGUGUUCAGCCAGAUGACGCGCGUCCUUGACGUUUUGGAAGACUACUGCCGCGCCCGCGGUCAUUCUUACGUACGACUCGAUGGGAGUGUCACCGGUAGCGCGCGACAGGAGGCGAUCGAUCACUAUUGCGCUGAAGAUUCGGACACUUUUCUGUUUCUCCUCUCCACGCGUGCCGGCGGUCAGGGCAUUAACCUGGUGCAAGCAGACACGGUCAUCAUGUUUGAUAGUGAUUGGAAUCCGCAAAACGAUGCGCAAGCGCUCGCGCGAGCGCAUCGAAUCGGACAAACGCGACAGGUGCAAGUCUAUCGAUUGGUGAUGCGCGGCUCGUACGAGAAGGAAAUGUUUACGAGAGCCUCAAUGAAGCUCGGUCUCGAGCAGGCGAUCUUUGGGGGCGCCGAUAAAGAGGAAAAGACCACGGCACAAUCGAGAAAAGAGAUCGAAGCUUUACUCAAGCACGGAGCGUACGGAAUUUUUGCCGAAGAUGAGGUCCGAGCGCAACAAUGGAGCGAUGAUAGCAUUGUUGACAUCCUCGCCAGAUCUGAGCAGAAGCUGAUUAAGGGCGCAGAGGAGACCAACGAAGUUGGUCCAAGCACGUUCGCAACUGCGACCUUUGUGGACUCUGGGAUGAGAGCAGACGGUGUUUCUCUCGAUGAUCCCAACUUCUGGCAAAAGCUCAUGCCUGAGGCGGCUGCGGCGGAAGAAGAGCGCAAAGCCGAGGCUGAGGAGCUCCUGGCAAAAAUGCGAGCUGCUGAAAAGUUAGCCGAGGAGAAAAAGAACGCGGUCAACGCGUUUCACUGGUCUUGGGGCGAGCGCAAGCGAGUCGUUGCUUCUUUUAUGUUGUUUGGCUGGGGCAUGUGGGAGCCCAUCAGGGCACGUUCGCAACUCAAGGACGACAAGACGAUUGCGCACGUGAAAAUGUUUUGUAGGUGCUACGUCGAGGAUGCUCUGAAAACGGUGCCGAGCGAUCUAGUGCCGAAUAUUAUCGAAGUAUUGACAACGGAAGAGGACGAAGACGAAAAUUCGCUCCCAGAUUCGGAGGGUCGAGAGUAUCUUAAAUACAUCAUGGCUGAACAAGGAUUUAACAAUUUUGUGCGUGGGCGAGCGAGCGACGACCUGGCUAGACUCGAGCUGUUGCAGGGAGGUAUCAAAGCGGUUACGAAAGCCGGAAGCUUCGAAAACGCCCUCACAGCUGAGGGUAUGCCUAUCCCAGAGCUUUUCGCUGAUCCUGUGGCGAGCUGGUGGACGGAAGAUCACGAUCGAGCGCUCGUCGUCGGCACGCUGAAGCAUGGUUUUGGCAAGUACGCGGAAAUCCGAGACGACCCAAAUUUGCCAUUUGCCGAAACCUUCGCUGGGAAGAACGCGCCAGAGCCGGUGAAGAAGGAUAAAAAGAAGGAAUUCGAUGUCGUAGCUGUGGACACGGUUGACGCCGAGAAGCCAAUCGAAUGGAUUCAUGGUAGACUCCUCAGCAUGCGCACGAAGCGCAUUUUCAGCGCUCUUGGCGGUACAUCCUUCGAACCUCCGCCAAAGAUUGAGCGAACUGCACGGAAGUCCAAGACUGCAAAAUUUCCUCGGGAAAAGAAACCGAAGGGUGCGCCGAGAAGUGGCUCGGGCGCAACGAUAGAAAAAUUGGAAAAGGCACAAGAGUUUUUGAAGGAACUCAAGCGAGACGCGUGUGGCCAACUCGCCAUGCCUGUCGGGCCGAUCAGCGGUGUUACCAUCGAGUGUUUGGGGGCGGUUCACAACAAGAAUGAUUUCGUAUCGCAACAGUACAUUUUACCAGUAGGAUUCAAGUCCUCGCGAAUGUAUCCUCGUCUAGACAAUUUGGAUGAGCGCACGCGUUGGGAACAAAAGAUCACCAAAGGCCCAAAGGGAGAGCCGCAGUUCACUCUCACGGCUGAGGAAGGAUGUGAACCCAUCGUCGCAAAGAGUGCCACCGCGGCCUGGGCCGAGGUUCUCAAGCGAGCAAAAGCAGCGCGGGAGGCGCGGGGUGAGGUUCCAAAGAAGACAGCCAUCUCUGGGCCCGAGUUCUUUGGCUACAGCUUGCCCCAUGUACGUCUGAUGAUUGAGAGCUUGCCGCGAGUGAGUGAGUGUAAGGGGUACGUGAUGUACGCUGAUUCAUGUGCGAAGACGGUAGAACGUAAGAAGAAAGAAGAGGCGGCGAUGACUCAUCCCAGCGCUGGUGACGACAAGCCUGUGGCGAACGAUGACGUCGAUCUUUCGCAAGGAUACGAGACUAUCGACAUUGAAUGA